Messenger RNA from Necator americanus (New World hookworm), 1686 nucleotides. RefSeq lists its product as uncharacterized. Gene Ontology annotation, biological process: proton transmembrane transport; cilium assembly. Gene Ontology annotation, molecular function: proton-transporting ATPase activity, rotational mechanism. Gene Ontology annotation, cellular component: lysosomal membrane; MKS complex; vacuolar proton-transporting V-type ATPase, V1 domain. The record is from RefSeq and is a predicted model, not a curated record. The transcript has 16 exons. NCBI's taxonomy places the organism in Eukaryota, Metazoa, Nematoda, Chromadorea, Rhabditida, Ancylostomatidae. Bases 1 to 1686 code for a protein of 561 amino acids.
AUGUCCGUCUCGUCCGGCGAAUAUUGGCUGAUUUCGGCACCCGGCGAGAAGGGCGCUAACGACGCUUGGGAUAAACUGAACCGAGCCACUUCAAAUCUCUCGAACAAUUCGAAAUUCAACAUUCCAGAUCUUAAGGUCGGAACACUUGAUCAACUUGUAGGCCUCUCGGAUGAUCUAAGUAAACUUGAUUCAACAGCGGAGGGAGUAACGCGGAAGCUUGUUCAGUAUUUUGGGGAUGUUCUUGAAGAUGAUCGAAGUAAACUGGCUGAGAAUCUGCUCAUCAACAACAAGGACAUCAAGACAUAUGUGACAAAGUUUCAGUGGGAAGGGGCAAAGUAUCCUCUUAAGCAGUCUCUUAAAGUUCUCAGUGAAAUUAUUGGGAAGCAAGUGACGCAAAUUGACAACGAUUUAAAGCAGAAGUCAGUAGCUUAUAACAACCUCAAAAACAGUUUGGCCUCGAUUGACAGGAAAACGACAGGAUCUUUGAUUACGAAGGAUCUCGCUGAUAUCGUAAAGGCAGACGAUUUUGUACUGAAUUCGGAGUAUUUGCAGACGUUGAUGGUUGUCGUCCCAAAACUUAAUGCCAAGGAAUGGGAGCAACGAUACUCGACAUUCACCUCAAUGGUUGUUCCAGGUUCGAGUCGUCUAAUCACUGAAGAAGGUGAACAUGUGUUGUAUUCUGUAACUCUUUUCAAGAAAGUUAUGGACGAGUUCAAGAUGGUCGCCAGGGAAAACAAAUUCAUUGUACGUGAUUUUGUGUACGAUGAGGAGUCGCUGAAAGCCGGAAAGAGUGAACGUGACAAGUUGGUAGCGGAGAAACAGCGGCAAUAUGCUCCACUCAUUAGAUGGUUGAAGAUCAAUUUUGGAGAGAUCUUCGCCGCGUACAUCCACGUAAAGGCCCUCCGUGUUUUCGUCGAAUCCGUUUUACGGUAUGGAUUGCCUGUUAACUUCCAAGCUGCUGUUGUGGAGCCCGCUAAAGGAUCACAAAAGAAGCUGCGUGCAGAGCUGCAUAAACUCUAUAUCCAUCUUGAUGGAUCAGCAGCAGGUCCCAUCGAUACUCUAGAAGAUUCUCCAGCGUUGAUGUCCUUGGGUGUGAAUGAGUACUAUCCAUACGUAUUCUUCAAGUUAAAUCUGGAUUUCAUAGAUAAGAACGGUGAUAUGGCUGAGGUGUAUGUCAGCGGUCAGAUUGAGUCAGCUGAUGGGUUCGCGGACAACAGGGUAUGCUGUCGCUGGUCGCUGCAAACAGGCGGAGGUUGGCGAGUCGUUGAAGGUGCUGUCGAAGGUCAAACACAAACUGAUCUACCUUCCGUCUUCGAAGAAGCCUAUUUUGCACAUCCAAUUGAGCUGCAUCUGGCCACGAAGACAAUACAAGGUUGGCCUCGGAUACAACUUCAAGUGUGGCAUCAUGAUGCGUAUGGAAGACAAGAAUUGGUUGGUUACGGAUCAUUAUUUCUGCCAAGUACACCCGGGGAACAUGAGUUGGUAUGCAAUAUGUGGCGACCGAAAGGCACGACUCGAGAAGAGAUGAUGCAACGAUUUAUCGGUGGUGGCAUACAGGUGAAUUCAUUGUCAAUAUUAGAAGAUACAACGGAACGGAUGCAGAUCAGUACAGUGGCGAUGGGACGCGUUCGAUUACGACUCUACGUGAUCACACGACAUUUCGAACAGUUCGGAAUUUUAUCGUAG